Molecule: messenger RNA, 669 nt
Organism: Saccharomyces kudriavzevii IFO 1802
Lineage: Eukaryota; Fungi; Ascomycota; Saccharomycetes; Saccharomycetales; Saccharomycetaceae
Exons: 1
Coding region: 1-669 (222 amino acids)
Source: RefSeq, a predicted model, not a curated record
AUGUCCAAACGUCGACCAAAAAGAAGCAUUGCGCCUUCUUCACCUGAUUUUUACGAAAGUUUGCAAUUUCAAAAUGAUGGCUACAUAAAAGUAAGGGAACUGGUAUCACACGUUGUGAUUGAAAAAAAUAUUGUUUUGAACACAACAAUGAAUAAGACUAUGGUGCAGCAUACGCCUGAGCCUAUAGCAAAUGGAGCAGCUUACAAGCUCACGCGAUGGAAAAAAAGGAUUAACUGUAUAUCAAAGGACCUCGCAAAUAAUGAAGUAAAAACUCGUAAAAGAGAUAGGGUGCUUGAAUGGCUCAGAAGAAAUUUAUUAAAAGAAGAUAUUGAAAUUCUUUCCCAUAAAAAAAAAUCGAGUAGCAUUGAUUCGCAUUUUUUGCCGUCCCAAGUUGUAGUUGGAUGUUCAAGAGAACUAAGUAAACCCGCAUCGCCUCAAAUUUUGAAAGAUGCGGAAUUUAGCGCCAAGGAAAACGUUGUUGAACGUCGUUUUAAUAUUUCUAGUUGUCCUGUGAAAAGAAAUUUUAACACUUUAGUCUUUGAAGUGGAUGGUGACGGUGGCACCUACUAUUCCUCCCUUAGGGAUUCCUACAAAAAUACUAUCAAAAGACCAAUAAAUCCAUCUUCCUCUCAAUUUUUUGUCGGUAAACAGCAUCGAACAAAUUUUUGA